Molecule: messenger RNA, 2205 nt
Organism: Fusarium redolens
Lineage: Eukaryota; Fungi; Ascomycota; Sordariomycetes; Hypocreales; Nectriaceae
Product: major facilitator superfamily domain-containing protein
Exons: 7
Coding region: 1-2205 (734 amino acids)
Biological process (GO): transmembrane transport
Molecular function (GO): transmembrane transporter activity
Source: RefSeq, a predicted model, not a curated record
AUGACUACGCCGACACCAAAGGCAGAACGCAACGAGCCUCAAGCCAUCAGUGGUGAUGAUGAAAAGACCGAAUCGCCUUCGAAUACACCGACCUUGAACGAAGCCACUCAAGAUGAGAAGCCCAAGAAAUCAGAAGAUGGUGAACUCACAACAGAGGAGGAGGAAACAGAAUGGAUAUCGGGAUGGAAGCUCGCAAGCAUGAUGAUAUCACUUACCCUUGCUGCCUUCUUGAUGCUGCUGGAUAUGUCUAUUAUCUCAACGGCUGUUCCGCGCAUAACAUCGGACUUUCAUUCUUUACCAGACAUAGGAUGGUAUGCCAGUGCAUACAAUCUUGCUAGUGCUGCCCUACAACCACUUACCGGCAAAAUAUACAUGUACUUCAACACAAGAUGGACUUUCUUAGCGUUGUUCUUCGUGUUUGAAGUUGGCAGUCUUAUUUGCGGCGUAGCCCAGUCGUCUGCUAUGUUGAUUAUCGGCCGAGCCGUUGCUGGUAUAGGCUCUUCUGGUAUUCAGAAUGGUGCUCUCACCAUGAUUGCGAAGGCGGUUCCCAUCCAUAGACGUCCGUCUCUUGUUGGUAUUAUCAUGGGGUUUGCUCAGCUGGGACUCAUCAGUGGCCCCUUGAUAGGAGGCGCUUUUACUCAGUAUACCACUUGGCGAUGGUGCUUUUAUAUCAACCUUCCAAUCGGCGCCAUCUGUGCAGUCCUGAUUCUGUUCGUUCAUAUGCCCGAUCAUCGAGCUAGUAGAAAUGAGACCGCCAUGCAGAUUCUGAAAACGAAACUCGACUUCACGGGCUUCAUCUUGUUCUGCCCUAGCAUAAUGAUGUUGCUGCUAGCGCUUCAAUGGGGUGGUCUCGAAUACCCUUGGGGCUCUGCAACUGUCAUUGGGCUCUUCUGUGGCGGUGGUGUUCUUUUCAUUAUCUUCAUAUAUUGGGAGCAUCGCGUUGGUUCUGAGGCCAUGAUUCCACUGCCAAUUGUGCGCACAAGGGAGGUCUGGGCUUCAUGCCUGUCACAGUCAUUCCUCUUUUCUACGGUGAUGGUGGCAUCGUACUACUUUCCUGUCUAUUUCCAGUCGGCUAAAGAUGCGUCACCUUUUACUAGUGGUGUCAAUCUUCUGCCCAGUAUUCUCAGUGUCAUCUUCGCAGCUGUCGCGAGUGGCGCUCUUGCUCAGAAGGUUGGCUACUAUCUUCCGUUUACCACGGCCAGUGCCAUUCUUUCUUCUAUUGGCUUUGGUCUAGCCUCUUCCAUGGGCCCUUACGCUUCUACGGCUACAUGGGCCGGUUAUCAGAUUCUGAUAGGUCUUGGUCGUGGCCUUGGUCUACAGAUGCCCAUUAUCGCUAUCCAGGCCAACACGAGCCCCGAUGUUACUCCUAUAGCUAUGGCGAUCUUGACUUUCUCUCAAACCUUUGGCAGUGCUAUCUUCAUCACUGCUGCUAAUGUCAUUUUCACUCAUGAGCUUCGCAAGGAGCUUGUCGCAAGACUUCCAGAUGUCAACGCUGACAUGAUCAUCGAUGCCGGUGCUGGAGCAUUUACCAAAACUGCGUUUUCUAAAUCCUUGAUUUAUUUACCGUCUCACUUUUGGACAGCAAGACAAUCCAUUUUUGUAUUAUCCAAAGGCUCAACAUCAUUCUUUGCAACGAUGAACCGGCCAAAUCGGCCUCGAAAUCGGCAACCUCGCCCCCCGCGUCAACAGCAGAAUAACCAACGAGGAGGCCCAUUACGGCCAUCUCGCGCACCUGCAACACCACAACAAGCAUCAGGCACAGUCCCAACAGUACAACAUGUCAUCCCUGGAGCUUCAGUAUUCAUCAUACUGAAAGAAGACCAACCUACAGGAGAAGAGACAAAAGGAAUAGUGCAGGAUAUCCUCACACGGGGCAAUCAUCCACGAGGAAUCAAAGUGCGACUACAAGAUGGUCAGGUUGGCCGAGUACAGAGAAUGGGCAACACUACUGCAGCGACGGGAGAGACGGGAAGUCAGGCGCAGUCAACAAGAUUUACUAUGCGAUAUACGGAUGUGAGGCGAGACGAUGAGUUUGCUACCGGACCACCACCGAGGAGUCUGGCGGAUUUCAUACCGGAUUUUGAUGAGGGUCUGGGGAGUGCGCCGAGUGCUGGUGUUGAGACGGCUAAGUGCCCGUUUUGCGAAGAGUUUGAAGGAGAUGAGGCGGCUGUCACACAUCAUAUUGAUCGGGAGCAUUUAUCGUAG